AUGCCUCCCCCAAAGGUCGAUACAGAAGCCCCUCCCGUCCCCGAAACCACUCCCUCCUCCCGAACCUCCGGCAGCGACGCCGGCGACAGCCCCGGCUCCGGUCCCAACAACACCAAAAACACCUCCACUCCCACCGGCGGAGGAGGCCGGGCCUCGACCGCCGCCCUCCUCCGCAACCCGCUCGUCAGCCUCACGCACGAUGAGAUCCUCAAAGACGCAGACGCCUUCACCGAGACAAAGGGCCUGCAGGAACACCGCGAGGUCUUUCGCAAGGGCGCUCUGGUCGCGCAGGUGAUUAACCGCCCCGACGGCUUCGAGUCCGUAGCCGCUCUCGACGAAGAAGAGAAGGCUGUUCUGCGGAAGGAGGUCUCGCAUCGUUGGCAUCAGCCUACGUCGCUCUACUUUUUGUGUGCUCUCUGUGCGGGCUCGGCUAUUGUUCAGGGCAUGGAUCAGACAGCCGUCAAUGGCGCCCAGGAAUUCUACUACGAGACGUUCGGUCUCCAAGACGACCCGACAAUGCAGGGACUCGUCAACGGCGCGCCUUACCUCUGCUCCGCCCUCGUCGGGUGCUGGAGCUCGCCCAUUUUGAACAAAUACACCGGCCGCCGCGGUACAAUUUUCAUCUCGUGCUUCAUGUCCGUCGUCACCGGCUUCUGGAUGGCUGCCGCAGAUAGUUGGUACAACCUCCUCAUCGCACGCUUCUUCCUCGGUUUCGCAGUCGGCGCGAAGAGCAGCACCACGCCCGUGUACUCUGCCGAGAGUACGCCCAAGACUAUCCGCGGUGCAUUGACGAUGAUGUGGCAGAUGUGGACAGCCUUUGGCAUCGCUUUGGGCUUCAUCGUAUCCGUCGCCUUCGCCAACACGGAUUUCCUCGGACCAAACACGCAAUGGCGCUGGAUGCUGGCUAGUACCUCCGUGCCGCCCCUCAUCGUCAUGGUACAGGUCUACUUCUGCCCAGAGAGUCCACGGUGGUACAUGGAGAAGGGCAAAUACCAACACGCCUUCCGAUCGACGCUCCGGCUACGACACCACCCAGUGCAGGCGGCCCGGGACAUGUACUACGCCCACAAGCUUUUGGAAAUCGAGACGAGAGCCCGCAGCGGCCGCAACUGGAAGGACUUCUUCACCGUUCGUAGAAACAGGCGCGCUGCGCUGUCUUCGUAUUUUGUCAUGUUUAUGCAACAGUUCUGUGGCAUCAACGCCAUGAUGUACUACUCCACAAACAUCUUCGAAACAUCCGGCUUCGACCGCUCAACAGCCCUCCUCACCUCAAUGGGAAUGGGCCUCAUCAACUGGCUCUUCGCCCUCCCAGCCUUCUACACAAUCGACACCUUUGGCCGCCGCAAUCUCUUGCUAGUGACCUUCCCCCUGAUGUCCCUCUGCCUCUUCUUCACAGGCUUCUCCUUCUUCAUCCCCGAGGGGACAGGCCGCCUCGCCUGCGUCGCGACGGGGAUAUACCUCUUCGCAGCAGUCUACUCCCCCGGCGCGGGCCCCGUCCCCUUCACCUACAGCGCGGAAGCCUUCCCCCUACACAUCCGCGACAUCGGCAUGUCCUCCGCCACGGCGGUGACGUGGGGCUUCAACUUCAUCAUCAGCUUCACCUGGCCGCAGAUGAUUUCUUCGUUUGGGGUGACGGGCGCGUUCGUGUGGUACGCGUGCUGGAACCUCGUCGGGUUUGUGGUGGCGUACUUCUUCCUGCCAGAGACGAAGGGCCUGACGCUCGAGGAGCUCGACAGCGUGUUUGAUGUAAAGAGUCGCGACCACGCUGGGUACUAUGCUUCCAAGAUGCCGUGGUAUGCGAAGAAGUAUGUCUUGCGCCGGGAUGUUGAGCCGUUUCCUGCGUUGUAUGAGUUGGACGGGGAUGAUGAGCCCGGGUAUCAUGAGGGAGGAGGAGGGCGCAAGGCUACUGUCCAUCAUGAUGAGACGGGCCUUGUUGCGGGACAAUCUGCUGAGAAGCAGGUGCCGUAG
Messenger RNA from Colletotrichum lupini, 1968 nucleotides. RefSeq lists its product as uncharacterized. The transcript is spliced from 8 exons. Gene Ontology annotation, molecular function: myo-inositol:proton symporter activity. NCBI's taxonomy places the organism in Eukaryota, Fungi, Ascomycota, Sordariomycetes, Glomerellales, Glomerellaceae. Gene Ontology annotation, cellular component: membrane. Gene Ontology annotation, biological process: transmembrane transport. The record is from RefSeq and is a predicted model, not a curated record. The coding region runs from base 1 to 1968 and encodes 655 amino acids.